This is a messenger RNA of Scophthalmus maximus (turbot), 1088 nucleotides long. RefSeq names its product trypsin. The record is from RefSeq and is a predicted model, not a curated record. Gene Ontology annotation, molecular function: serine-type endopeptidase activity. Lineage: Eukaryota; Metazoa; Chordata; Actinopteri; Pleuronectiformes; Scophthalmidae. Bases 121 to 876 code for a protein of 251 amino acids. The transcript has 6 exons. Gene Ontology annotation, biological process: proteolysis.
AGAGAGGGUUUUGGAGGGCGGGGGGCAGAGGAGUAGGUAAGGUUGGGUGCAUUGGGGCUGCUGGGAUAUAAAUAUGAGCUGGGGUGUGUCCAGGUGUCUUCUGAUCAUUCACCAGACACCAUGAGACUCCUGGCUCUGCUGCUGAUGGUUGGAGCUGCUGCGGCAGUGGCAGUUCCCCGUGAGGAUGGACGGAUCAUUGGCGGGCAGGAGUGCGAGCCUCACUCGCGUCCAUACAUGGCUUCCCUCAACUAUGGCUACCACUUCUGUGGUGGGGUGCUCAUCAACAAACAGUGGGUGCUGUCUGUUGCCCACUGCUGGUACAAUCCCUAUGCCAUGCAGAUCAUGCUGGGAGAACACAAUGUGCGAGUGUUUGAGGGCACUGAGCAGCUCAUGAAGACCGACACCAUCAUCUGGCAUCCAGAUUAUGACUACCAGACUCUGGAUUAUGACAUCAUGCUGAUCAAGCUCUUCCACCCUGUGGAGGUGACCGAGGCAGUUGCACCCAUCCCAUUGGCCAAAGGCUGCCCAAUGGGGGGGCUCUCCUGCUCGGUGUCUGGCUGGGGAAACAGUGCCAUGGGUGGCGAGGUGAACCUGCCCAUCCAUCUGCAGUGUUUGGACGUGCCAAUACUUGAUGACAAGCAAUGUGAGAAUGCCUAUCCUGGCAUGAUUUCGCCAAGGAUGAUGUGUGCCGGACACAUGGAGGGAGGCAAAAGUCCUUGCAAUGGGGACUCCGGCAGCCCUCUGGUGUGUGCUGGAGAACUCCAGGGCCUGGUGUCAUGGGGUCAGGGAUGUGCCCUACCGAACUACCCUGUCGUCUUCGUCAAGUUGUGCGAGUACCAGCGUUGGAUUCAAGACGUUCUGGCAGCCAACGCCUGAAGAAAGUUUUCCCUCCUCACUUCAUUCAACUUGCAUUCCUCCUUCCCUCGCCCACUAAAUCACCACUAAUUCCUAUUUUCAGCUCCCACUUUUAUUUUUCCUUCUUUCUCUGGUGCCUUGUCUCCUUUGACGUUUUCCUCCUGACACAUCCUGACUCCACACACAUGUGGCAGAACAUAAAAAUACCAAAAUAAAACCACUUGGUAUGAUGA